AUGUCCACCUGCAAGCUGUUGUGCAUUGGAAUGUUGCUAUCCCAUCUGACUUGCAUCCUCAUGGAUAAUGAAGCUCUCAAGGAUACCAGAGACUCUGACCCUGCCCCUGAUUAUGAAAAAAAUGCAGGCAGGAAACCAUCUGUAAUGGAAAAACUGAAAUCUUGGUUGAAUGACUUUAAGGAGUACCUGUGGGAUCUCAUUAAGACCUCAGUCCCUCCAGUAGCCAUUAUUGCAUUUUUCAUCUCCACUAUGCUCUUGGGAAGUAUCUGCUGCCUCACCCUCAUCGUGGAUGAACUAAUGUAAUCAGUCAAUGGAAUCAAGAACUGGAAUUUCACUGGGCAAAGUGGGAUUCUGUUGUGCUGG
Molecule: messenger RNA, 363 nt
Organism: Sorex fumeus (smoky shrew)
Lineage: Eukaryota; Metazoa; Chordata; Mammalia; Eulipotyphla; Soricidae
Gene: SMIM9
Product: small integral membrane protein 9
Exons: 3
Coding region: 1-303 (100 amino acids)
Source: RefSeq, a predicted model, not a curated record